GGGGGCGCGUGCGGGGGGGCGGGGAGGGCGGCACAUGCGGGGGUGACCUGUGCUGGUGUCCGUGCUGGUGUCCGUGCUGGGGUGCUCACAGGUGUGCCCCCGCAGCACAGGAAGUCCUGGAGAACCUCAAAGACCGCUGGUACCAGGCGGACAACCCCCCGCCGGACCUGCUGCUGACCGAGGACGAGUUCCUGUCCUUCCUGCACCCCGAGCACAGCCGCGGCAUGCUCCGGUUCAUGGUCAAGGAGAUCGUGCGCGACCUGGACCAGGACGGCGACAAGCAGCUCUCGCUGUCCGAGUUCAUCUCCCUGCCCGUGGGCACCGUGGAGAACCAGCACGGCCAGGACAUGGACGACAGCUGGGUGCGGGACCGGCGGAAGGAGUUCGAGGAGCUGAUCGACUCCAACCACGACGGCAUCGUGACCAUGACUGAGCUGGAGGAGUACAUGGACCCCAUGAACGAGUACAACGCCCUCAACGAGGCCAAGCAGAUGAUCGCCAUCGCGGACGAGAACCAGAACCAGCACUUGGAGCCUGAGGAGGUGCUCAAGUACAGCGAGUUCUUCACGGGCAGCAAGCUGGUGGACUACGCCCGCAGCGUGCAUGAGGAGUUCUGAGCUCUGAGGCCGGAGAGCGGAGCCGCCACGGCCCUGCCACGGCGCAGCCACGGCGCAGCCACGGCCCUGCCACGGCGCAGCCACGGCCCCUGCCACGGCCCGGCCACGCCCCGCCACGGCGCAGCCACGGCCCCGCCACGGCGCGGCCACGGCCCCGCCACGGCGCGGCCACGGCCCCGCCACGGCGCAGCUCACCGCCCGCGCGGGGCGCCCGGCCUCGGGGGCUCCCGGCAUCAGUGCGCCCUCCGCCCCAGAGGCACGGACUGCGGCAGAGCCACACUAACUUAUUGACGUGUAGUCUCUCUUCCUCCAGCUUAUUUUUUGGGGACAAAAAUGCAUAAAUGGUGAUUCGGAA
This is a messenger RNA of Pipistrellus kuhlii (Kuhl's pipistrelle), 972 nucleotides long. Its product is annotated as 45 kDa calcium-binding protein-like. The record is from RefSeq and is a predicted model, not a curated record. NCBI's taxonomy places the organism in Eukaryota, Metazoa, Chordata, Mammalia, Chiroptera, Vespertilionidae. The annotation marks the transcript as partial. Gene Ontology annotation, molecular function: calcium ion binding. Gene Ontology annotation, biological process: calcium-ion regulated exocytosis. Gene Ontology annotation, cellular component: endoplasmic reticulum. The transcript has 3 exons.